Coffea eugenioides is the source of this 537-nucleotide messenger RNA. RefSeq lists its product as uncharacterized. The coding region runs from base 1 to 537 and encodes 178 amino acids. Gene Ontology annotation, cellular component: mitochondrial ribosome; mitochondrial large ribosomal subunit. NCBI's taxonomy places the organism in Eukaryota, Viridiplantae, Streptophyta, Magnoliopsida, Gentianales, Rubiaceae. The transcript has a single exon. The record is from RefSeq and is a predicted model, not a curated record.
AUGCGAAUAGCUGAGGCUAGAAAAAUGAGAUCUUUGGGCUCAUCAUACGCUUGUCUGGAGUCUUUGAGUUAUCAAUUUCUGCAAAGAUGCUUAGUCAGCGGAACUGCAAAAGGGAAAUCUAAAAUCAAAGGAGCACAGCCAUUGAAGAGAUCGAAGGUAACAACCAAGAAAAGAACUGGGUCGGGUGAUUCGAAUCAGAAAGAUGGUGGGCCCAGAAGAAAAUCCGAAUUUGAUGAAUUGGUCGACGAGUGCUUGGCUUCAACUUCCCCAAUUAGAUUCUUGAAGCCUAAGGAAAAAGCUAGGGAAGCCGAGAGAGAAAAGAUGGGGCUGAAAAGUAAGGUAAUGGAAGAACAGGAGAAGAAAUGGAAGAAAAUGAAGAAUGAAUUUGAUUCCCCAUUUUUGAUGGGUACCCCAGGAUUGGAUUUGAUAAAAAAUUUUGAGAAAGGGUGGUUUACCAACAUUUUACCCCUCAACAUUUUGAGAAAAGACUGUGCAGACGAAUUUGCCCCUCAAAAAGUUGAUUUCCGUCUCUCCUGA